AUGGACCAUGCGGAUAGACUCAGUUGGAAAAUUGUGUUGGAGAAUAUUGUAGAGAUACUAUCCAUCUAUAUCUGGCCAAUUUUCUUUUCAACACAUUAUCAAAGGACAGUGAAACGGUUGCUGGAAUUUAUAGAAAACGAAAACAUAAAUACUUAUUAUCCUCAAUCCUCAUCAAUAUCCAAUCCUGUUAAAUCUGCUUUUCUAUUUGUAAGUCAUCUUUCAACUGUGGAUAUGGAUUUUGUGGUGCUCAUAGCAUUUUGUUUUGUCUAG
Molecule: messenger RNA, 270 nt
Organism: Mycotypha africana
Lineage: Eukaryota; Fungi; Mucoromycota; Mucoromycetes; Mucorales; Mycotyphaceae
Exons: 2
Coding region: 1-270 (89 amino acids)
Source: RefSeq, a predicted model, not a curated record